Messenger RNA from Nicotiana attenuata, 3161 nucleotides. RefSeq names its product histone-lysine N-methyltransferase, H3 lysine-9 specific SUVH5-like. Gene Ontology annotation, molecular function: histone methyltransferase activity; protein binding; zinc ion binding. NCBI's taxonomy places the organism in Eukaryota, Viridiplantae, Streptophyta, Magnoliopsida, Solanales, Solanaceae. The record is from RefSeq and is a predicted model, not a curated record. Gene Ontology annotation, cellular component: nucleus.
CAGCUGGUUGUGUGGUGUGUGGUGAAGGAUUAACUAUCAUCUAGUUCUCUGAAGUGGAAACGUGGAAGUUCAUUCUCAAAAUCGCAUUUCAACUAGCCAAAACAAGGAUUCAUUCAUUUGGUGGAGGAUGGUGUCACUUUCAAAUAAUGGUUUAUCCAAUGAAUGCAUGAAGAAGCGGCCAUCAGAAAAUGGUUGUCACACCUUGCAUUUUGGCGUUACUCCAAAACAUAAAGUUCGAAAAGUCUGGGCUGUGCGUGAUUUCCCCUCAGGUUGUGGUAGAAAUGCUCCAAAAAUUGACUUGAGCCACAAGGAAAAUGCUGUGGUCACCAUCAGUGAAAAUACUGCAGAUAACAGUUCCCCCUUGCCAAGAAUAAGUACUGCCAAAGAAGAGUCUUCGCUGUUCGUGACUUCCCUCCAUUUUGUGGAAGAAAUGCUCCUAUGCCAACUGAACAAGAUCGCUUGGGUGGUACUGAAGCAAGCAAGAGAGUGGUUGUGCUCCAUAAGGAAGUUACAGAAAAUGAAUCGAUUCAGACGUCGAAAAAUGUUAUGGGUACUGGGACAUCGCACAUGAAGUUGACUGCAAGUCAAGAAGCUGAUUCUUUGAGUAAGAUAGAGGUUACUGGUUCCAAAUGUAGCUUAAUGGAACGAACAACAGUUUGCAUUGAAAAUCCCAAAGAUGUCCAUGACAGUUAUAUUUGGAGGAGCCAACUUGAAAGAACUAUUAUUUUGCCAGAGACAGUGACGAAAAAGGAGAAUGAUGAUGCAGAAAAAAUUGUGGGGAAGGAGAAGAUCGUACAUUCACAGAAUGAGUGUGAAAAGGCUACUACUGCAAGGUAUGCUCUUGGUUCUGUAAAUGAAAAUAUUAGGCCAAUUGUGCAUGGUCUGAUGGCAGAGCCAUACUGUCCCUGGAAGCAGAUGAAUCAAACUAGUUUAGAUGGUGUGACGAGGAGAAACCAAGUUCAAAAGCCUAACAUGCAUCGGCAGAAGAAAUCCUUAGCUGUUGCCAGAAAAAGUAUUCCUAAAACAAAAUUUUCACGGAGACAAUUUGGCAGGACUAAAUCAGGUUUCAUUGGUGAAGCUGCGGAAGGAUAUUCAAAUGCACUGGUUGCCCUCAACGGUAGAGCUCGUGGUUUGAAUAGGGAGGCACUACCUGAAGAAUCUCCAAUUGGACGGGGGCACCGUGAAUUUAAUGUGAAUCUGCCACCUUUUGGUUCCAGCAGCAAUGAUGCUCGUAGUAAAGUCAGAGAGACUCUUCGUCUGUUUCAGUCUAUUUGUAGAAAAAUCUUGCAAGGGGAAGAAUUCAAUGUAGAAGUAAAACCUAAGCAAAAAGAUAAAAAGAACAGGAGGAUUGAUAUUCAAGCAUCGAAUUUUAUCAAAGAAAAAGGGAAGAAAGUUAAUACAGGACCCCGGAUACUGGGAAAAGUUCCGGGAGUUGAAGUAGGAGAUGCGUUCCAAUACAGGGUUGAACUUGUUCUUGUGGGAGUUCAUCGCUUAUAUCAAGCCGGUAUUGAUUUCCUGAACAAUGGAGGAAUGCUGGUUGCAACUAGCAUUGUUGCUUCAGGGGGCUAUGACGAUGAUUUGGGAGAUGCUGAUGAGCUGAUUUAUUCUGGGCAAGGUGGAAAUUUGACUGGCAAGGACAAAACCCCCGAAGACCAGAAACUUGUGAAAGGUAAUUUAGCCUUGAAGAAUAGUAUAGCUACAAGGAAUCCUGUUCGGGUGAUUCGUGGAUCUAAGGCCGAAUCCACAGAUGGAAGAGCUAAUUUGGUGACAACUUAUGUGUACGAUGGCUUGUACACUGUUCAAAAUUAUUGGACAGAACGAGGGCCACAUGGUAAGCUGGUCUUUAUGUUUAAGUUGGUGAGAAUUCCCGGACAACCAGCGCUUACUUGGAGAGAAGUAAAGUCAUCAAGAAAGUCCAAAGUGCGGCAUGGUGUUUGUGUUCCUGAUAUUACAGAAGGAAAGGAGUCAUUGCCAAUAACUGCUGUGAACACAAUCGAUGGUGAGAAACCCCCACCAUUCAAUUACAUCAAGAAGAUGAUAUAUCCGGAUGGUUUCCACCCUGCUCCACCUAAAGGCUGCGAUUGUAUUGGUAGAUGUUCUGAUGCCAAGAGGUGCUCAUGUGCAGUUAAAAAUGGAGGCGAGAUCCCAUACAACCGCAAUGGGGCUAUUGUUGAAGUUAAGCCUCUUGUGUAUGAGUGUGGUCCUUCAUGUACGUGCCCUCCUUCGUGCUAUAAUAGAGUGAGCCAACGUGGUAUUAAAAUUCCGCUGGAGAUCUUCAAGACGGAUAAAAGGGGCUGGGGUGUGAGAGCUGUAACUUCUAUCUCUUCAGGAACCUUUAUCUGUGAGUAUGCAGGAGAUAUUCUUGAGGACAGAGAAGCCGAACAAAGAAUUGGUAGUGAUGAAUAUCUUUUUGAUAUUGGAAAGAACUAUAGUGAUUGUACUGCUAACUCUUCUGGACAAGCAGACCUAACUGAGUUAGCAGAUGAGGGUGGUUAUACCAUUGAUGCAGCACACUAUGGAAAUGUUGGACGAUUUAUCAAUCACAGUUGUUCACCCAACUUGUAUGCACAGAAUGUUGUUUAUGAUCAUGAAGAUAAGAAAAUGCCCCAUAUCAUGCUAUUUGCGGCAGAUAAUAUUCCUCCCUUGAAGGAGCUUUCUUACCAUUACAACUAUGUUGUGGAUCAGGUUUAUGACUCUGAUGGCAAGAUCAAGGUGAAGAGGUGCUUUUGUGGAUCUUCAGACUGUACUGGUAGGAUGUACUAGGAUUUGUAAAGUUUCGUUACUGUAGUUGAAUGGAAGAAUUACUCAUAUAUCAUUGUCUUUUUUUCCCUCUGCAAUAGUAUUUCUUCUUGUUUAGUCUGAGAUGCUAUGUUGUUAUUAUGUGCAUGCCGGUUGUUCAUGGAAACAUUAAGCUUGUAUAGGCUAACUACUCUUAUGUAAUGGAGCUACAACUCUCUUCUGUACUUACUGCAUCUUGUUGAUUCCGUCAAUGAAACUUCUUACUUCAUCAGAAGAAGCUUGUAUAGGCUGACUAGUGUGAUCCCAGUCGGAACCAGACUUUUUGUAUGAUCUUUUAGACGCUUUUUGAAUCGGUUAGUUUGCUUUCUCAUCUCCUAAUUACAUGAAUCAGGUUUCACUUUCCUCUUUUCAGUUGCCAAGAG